CGAAAGGCACGGGGCGCCUCUCUUUCCUACGUCUGACUCGGUUCUCGACUGCUCCGGGCCGCCGUUGUAUUGUGGGAUCGCUGCGCCGUGCCUGAGACGCUCGGAUCCGCAGGGGCGCCCACUUGCUAGCGCCUCCUGUCGUCUGUAAGGUUGCCCUGCCAUUCCUCGGCACCCCAACUCCCCCCACCCCCCUAUCGCCUCCUCCUCCAUCCUCCAGUUCAAAAUGGCGGCGGCGGCGGCAGCGGCGGUGGCUAUGGCUCCUCCGGGCUGCCCGGGUUCUUGCCCCAACUUCGCCGUAGUCUGCUCCUUCUUGGAGCGCUACGGGCCGCUGCUCGACCUGCCUGAGUUGCCGUUCCCCGAGCUGGAGCGGGUGCUGCAAGCUCCGCCGCCGGACGUCGGCAACGGAGAAGUACCUAAAGAAUUGGUGGAGCUCCAUUUGAAGUUGAUGAGGAAGAUUGGCAAAUCUGUUACAGCCGAUAGAUGGGAAAAAUAUUUGAUCAAGAUAUGUCAAGAGUUUAACAGCACGUGGGCAUGGGAGAUGGAGAAGAAAGGCUAUCUUGAAAUGAGUGUUGAAUGCAAGUUAGCACUCUUAAAGUACCUCUGUGAGUGUCAGUUUGAUGACAAUCUCAAAUUCAAGAAUAUUAUCAAUGAGGAGGAUGCCGAUACCAUGCGUCUCCAGCCAAUUGGCCGUGACAAAGAUGGCCUCAUGUACUGGUACCAGUUGGAUCAAGAUCACAAUGUCAGAAUGUAUAUAGAAGAACAAGAUGAUCAAGAUGGCUCUUCAUGGAAAUGCAUCGUCAGAAAUCGAAACGAGUUGGCUGAGACUCUUGCGCUCCUGAAAGCACAAAUUGAUCCUGUACUAUUGAAAAACUCUAGCCAACAGGACAACUCUUCCCGGGAAAGUCCCAGCUUAGAGGAUGAGGAGACUAAAAAGGAGGAAGAAACACCUAAACAAGAGGAACGGAAGGAAAGUGAAAAGAUGAAAAGUGAAGAGCAGCCAAUAGAUUCAGAAAACUGUUCUACACCCAAUGCUCUAGAAGAGACUACUGUGAAAAUAGAAAAAGAAGAUGAAAAGGAACUUGUAAAACUGCCAGUCAUAGUGAAGCUAGAAAAACCUUUGCCAGAAAGCGAAGAAAAAAAGAUUAUCAAAGAAGAAAGUGAUUCCUUCAAGGAAAAUGUCAAACCCGUAAAAGUCGAAGUGAAGGAAUGUAGAGCAGAUCCUAGAGAUAUCAAAGGUAGCAUGGAGAAGCUAGAGCCUGAGAGGAUAGAUUUUGCUGGCAAUGUUAAAUCUUCUCAAGAAAUCACUGAGAAGUCUACUGAAGAAACCGAGAAACUUAAAAAUGACCAGCAGGCCAAGAUACCACUAAAAAAACGAGAAAUUAAACUGAGUGAUGAUUUUGACAGUCCAAUCAAAGGACCUUUGUGUAAAUCAGUUACUCCAACAAAAGAGUUUUUGAAAGAUGAAAUAAAACAAGAGGAAGAGACUUGUAAAAGGAUCUCUACAAUCACUACUUUUGGUCAUGAAGGGAAACAGCUGGUAAAUGGAGAAGUUAGUGAUGAAAGGGUAACUCCAAAUUUUAAGACAGAACAGAUGGAGAUGAAGUUUUAUGAUACAAAGGAAGAUAGCUGUAGCCCCUCUAAGGACAGAAGUGUCAUCAUGGAGGGAAAUGGAGCAGAGUCUUUAAAUUCUGUCAUAACGAGUAUGAAAAUAGGUGAUCUUGAGAAAGAAGUGGUCACUUUAGGGAAAGAUGCAGAUAGUUCAAUAUCAGCCUUAGAGACACAGAGUCACAAAGGGCACAUAGAGGAAACUGGUCCUCCAGAAAUGGAAACCUCUCUUGAGACUUCUGAAAUAGCAAAGGAUCUCUCUUUAAAAACUGCUUUAUCUACUGCUGAAUCCUGUAGCAUGAGAGUUGAAGAGAGGUCUCCCAAAAGUAAGAAGGAUAAGCGCACACCAGUCCUAGAAUGUCUUGAAAAGUUAGAGAAGUCCAAAAAGACUUUUCUUGAUAAAGACACACAAAGAUUGAGUCCGAUACCAGAGGAGGUUCCAAAGAGUACUGUAGAAUCAGUAAACGCAGGGUCUCCCGAGACAGCUGAAACUUCUCCAUCAUCUAACGUGACUGUCCACCGUGAGAAACUAGCCUCAGAAAAAGAAGUGGUAGAGUGUCAGAAUACCAGUUCCACUGAAGGUCAGUCCUUGGAGAAAAUAGACCCAGAAAUUUUAAAAGUGGAUUCUGAAUCCACAAAGGUAGAAGUGGAUGAUCUGGACAAUGCCCAGACCUCUGGCACAGGUGAUCCUUCUGAGACAAAGGGUUCUAUGCAAAAAAGCAAAUUUAAAUAUAAGUUGAUUCCUGAAGAAGAAACCACUGCCUCAGAAAACACAGAAAUAACCUCUGAAAGGCAGAAAGAGGGCAUCAAAUUAACAAUUAGGAUAUCCAGUAGGAAGAAGAAGCCAGAUUCUCCUCCCAAAAUUCUAGAGCCAGAAACCAAGCAAGAGAAGACAGAAAAGGAAGAAGAGAAAACAAAUGUGGGUCGUACUUUAAGGCGGUCUCCAAGAAUAUCUAGACCCACAGCAAAAGUAGCUGAGAUCAGAGAUCAGAAAGCUGAUAAAAAAAGAGGGGAAGGAGAAGAUGAAGUGGAAGAAGAGUCAGCAGCUUUGCAAAAAACUGAGAAAAAAGAAAGUUUGAAAAAAACAGAGAAGGAUACAAAUUCUAAAGUAACCAAGGUAAAACCCAAAGGCAAAGUUCGAUGGACUGGUUCUCGAACACGUGGCAGGUGGAAAUAUUCCAGCAAUGAUGAAAGUGAAGGGUCUGACAGUGAAAAAUUAUCUGCAGCUUCGGAAGAGGAGGAAGAAAAGGAAAGUGAAGACGCCAUCCUAGCAGAUGAUGAUGAACCAUGCAAAAAAUGUGGCCUUCCAAACCAUCCUGAACUAAUUCUCCUGUGCGACUCUUGUGACAGUGGAUACCACACUGCCUGCCUUCGCCCUCCUCUCAUGAUCAUCCCAGAUGGAGAAUGGUUCUGCCCCCCUUGCCAACAUAAACUACUGUGUGAAAAAUUAGAGGAACAAUUGCAGGAUUUGGAUGUUGCCUUAAAGAAGAAGGAGCGUGCUGAACGCAGGAAAGAACGCUUGGUGUAUGUGGGUAUCAGUAUUGAAAACAUCAUUCCUCCACAAGAGCCAGAUUUUUCUGAAGAUCAUGAAGAAAAGAAAAAAGAUUCCAAAAAAUCCAAAGCAAACUUGCUUGAAAGGAGGUCAACAAGAACACGGAAAUGUAUAAGUUAUAGAUUUGAUGAGUUUGACGAAGCAAUUGAUGAAGCUAUAGAAGAUGAUAUCAAAGAGGCUGAUGGAGGAGGAGUUGGCCGAGGAAAAGAUAUCUCCACUAUCACAGGCCACCGUGGAAAAGAUAUCUCUACUAUUUUGGAUGAAGAAAGAAAAGAAAAUAAACGACCCCAGAGGGCAGCUGCUGCUCGCCGGAAGAAACGCCGGCGACUAAAUGAUCUGGACAGCGACAGCAACCUGGAUGAAGAAGAGAGCGAGGAUGAAUUCAAGAUCAGUGAUGGAUCUCAAGAUGAGUUUGUUGUAUCUGAUGAGAACCCAGAUGAAAGUGAAGAAGACCCACCAUCUAAUGAUGACAGCGACACUGAUUUCUGUAGCCGAAGACUAAGGCGACAUCCCUCCCGGCCAAUGAGGCAAAGCAGGCGUUUGCGGAGAAAGACUCCAAAGAAAAAGUACUCCGAUGAUGAUGAAGAGGAGGAAUCUGAGGAGAAUAGUAGAGACUCUGAAAGUGAUUUUAGUGAUGGUUUUAGUGAUGAUUUUGUAGAAACUCGGCGAAGGCGGUCAAGGAGGAACCAGAAAAGACAAAUUAACUAUAAAGAAGAUUCAGAAAGUGAUGGUUCCCAGAAGAGUUUACGACAUGGUAAAGAAAUCAGACGAGUUCACAAGCGUAGGCUUUCCAGCUCAGAGAGUGAAGAGAGCUAUAUAUCCAAGAACUCUGAAGAUGAUGAGCUAGCUAAAGAAUCAAAGCGGUCAGUUCGAAAGCGGGGUCGAAGCACAGAUGAGUAUUCAGAAGCAGAUGAGGAGGAAGAGGAAGGUAAACCAUCCCGAAAACGGCUACACCGGAUUGAGACAGACGAAGAGGAGAGUUGUGACAAUGCUCAUGGAGAUGCAGAUCAGCCUGCCCAUGACAGCCAGCCCAGGGUCCUGCCCUCAGAACAGGAGAGCACCAAAAAGCCCUAUCGGAUAGACAGUGAUGAGGAAGAGGACUUUGAAAAUGUAGGCAAGGUGGGGAGCCCUUUGGACUAUAGCUUAGUGGACUUACCUUCCACCAAUGGACAGAGUCCUGGCAAAGCCAUUGAGAACUUGAUUGGCAAGCCAACUGAGAAGCCUCAGACCCCCAAGGACAACAGCACAGCCAGUGCAAGCCUGGCCCCCAAUGGGACAAGUGGUGGGCAGGAGGCAGGGGCACCGGAAGAGGAGGAAGAUGAGCUUUUGAGAGUGACUGACCUUGUUGAUUAUGUCUGUAACAGUGAACAGUUAUAAGACUUUUUUCCAUUUUUGUGCUAAUUUAUUCCACGGUAGCUCUCACACCAGCGGGCCAGUUAUUAAAAGCUGUUUUAUUUUUCCUAGAAAACUCCACUACAGAAUGACUUUUUAGAAGAAAAAUUUCAACAGACCUUGAAGUCUUUCUGUGAAGUGACCAGUUUUGAACUUUGAAGAUAAAUAAUUGCUGUAAAUUCCUUUUGAUUUUCUUUUUCCAAGUUCAUGGUCCUUGGUAAUUUCAGUCAUGGGAAAAGAAUCUUAUUGUAACAACAAAGAUUUGUAUAUUUUUGACUUUAUAUUUCCUGAGCUCUCCUGACUUUGUGAAAAGGGUGGAUAAGAAUGCAUUCCGAAUCUGUGAGGGCCCAAAAACAGAAUUAGGGGUGGGAGAAAGCACUUGUGCUUUAGCUUUUUCAUAUUAAAUAUAUAUUAUAUUUAAACAUUCAUGGCAUAGAUGAUGAUUAACAGACUGCUUAAAAGUUCAAGUCUGUACUGUUGCAGUUUGAGAAUUGUAGAUAACAUCAUACAUAAGUCAUUUAGUAACAGCAUUCAUGAAAUCAGCUUGUUUACUAUUGGAGAUAACCACACUUAAUAAAGAAGAGAC
Molecule: messenger RNA, 5135 nt
Organism: Eubalaena glacialis (North Atlantic right whale)
Lineage: Eukaryota; Metazoa; Chordata; Mammalia; Artiodactyla; Balaenidae
Gene: RSF1
Product: remodeling and spacing factor 1
Exons: 16
Coding region: 224-4534 (1436 amino acids)
Biological process (GO): regulation of DNA-templated transcription
Cellular component (GO): RSF complex
Source: RefSeq, a predicted model, not a curated record